Prunus persica (peach) is the source of this 852-nucleotide messenger RNA. Its product is annotated as lipid phosphate phosphatase 2. The record is from RefSeq and is a predicted model, not a curated record. Lineage: Eukaryota; Viridiplantae; Streptophyta; Magnoliopsida; Rosales; Rosaceae. The coding region runs from base 1 to 852 and encodes 283 amino acids. Gene Ontology annotation, biological process: phospholipid metabolic process. The transcript is spliced from 7 exons. Gene Ontology annotation, molecular function: phosphatidate phosphatase activity.
AUGCCAGACUUUCAGUUGGGAUCUCACACAUUAAAAUCUCAUGGAGUCAAAGUGGCUAAAGUGCACAAAUAUGAUUGGUUAAUUCUUCUGCUUCUUGCGGCGGUAGAUAUAACUUUGAAUGUUAUAGAGCCUUUUCACCGUUUUGUUGGCGAGGAAAUGAUGACUGAUCUGAAAUACCCUUGUCAUAAGGACACCAUACCUUUAUGGGCUGUUCCAAUUUACGCAGUAAUCUUGCCUCUUGUCAUCUUUCUCCUGUACUAUUUUUGCAGAAAGGAUGUUUAUGAUUUACACCAUGCCAUAUUGGGUCUUUUCUAUUCUGUUCUUAUAACUCUUGUUAUAACCGAUUCAAUCAAAGAUGCUGUUGGUCGCCCCCGUCCAAACUUCUUCUGGCGGUGUUUCCCUGAUGGAAUAGGUGAAUUUGAUCCUGUCAGUGGCAAUGCUAUGUGUAAUGGAGAUAAGAAAGUUAUCAAGGAAGGACAUAAAAGCUUUCCUAGUGGGCAUACUUCAGUUUCAUUUGCAGGUCUUGGUUUCCUUGCAUGGUAUUUGUCAGGGAAAAUUAAAGUGUUUGAUCGUAGGGGCCAUUCUGCAAAGCUCUGCAUUGCAUUUCUUCCGUUACUCUGCGCUGCUCUUGUGGGAAUCUCUCGUGUGGAUGACUACUGGCAUCAUUGGCAAGACGUCUUUGCUGGAGGUCUUAUAGGAAUUACCAUAGCUUCAAUUUGUUACUUGCAGUCCUUCCCUCUUCCAAACCAGCACGAUGGUGCGUCUGCUGUCUUAAGCACCUCAUGCAUAUUUUUCCAUGCUGGCUGCAGAGAGGAAUGGUGGCCUGUCCAUGUCCCCAGCCACAAGGGCUAA